Cucumis melo (muskmelon) is the source of this 1163-nucleotide messenger RNA. RefSeq names its product GDSL esterase/lipase At2g42990-like. Gene Ontology annotation, molecular function: hydrolase activity, acting on ester bonds. The transcript is spliced from 3 exons. NCBI's taxonomy places the organism in Eukaryota, Viridiplantae, Streptophyta, Magnoliopsida, Cucurbitales, Cucurbitaceae. Bases 47 to 1093 code for a protein of 348 amino acids. The record is from RefSeq and is a predicted model, not a curated record.
UUUCUUUCCCAAAGAACACUUUUUUUUCCCUCAUAAUAUACUUAAUAUGUCUCGUUUAUUAUUAUUGUUGUUGUUGUUGUUGUUUACAAUUUUCACAUUGACAUCCGCUAAAAUUCCAGCUGUUAUUGUGUUUGGAGAUUCAUCUGUGGAUUCAGGAAACAACAAUGUGAUUAAAACAUUGUUGAAAAGUAAUUUUAGGCCUUAUGGACGUGACUUUCUCACCGGACAACCCACCGGAAGAUUCUCUAACGGCAAAGUACCGCCGGAUUUUAUUUCUGAAGCUUUUGGUUUGAAACCAACCGUUCCUGCUUACUUAGAUCCAGCUUUUACUAUUGCUGAUUUCGCCACCGGAGUUUGCUUCGCCUCAGCUGGUACUGGCUUCGAUAACUCCACCUCCGACGUCCUAAAUGUGAUACCACUGUGGAAAGAAGUGGAGCUUUUCAAAGAGUAUCAAAGAAAACUAAGAGGAUAUCUUGGGAAUGAGAAGGCAAAUGAAGUAAUAAAGGAAGCAUUAUAUUUAGUAAGUUUAGGAACAAAUGAUUUCUUAGAGAAUUACUACACAUUUCCUCAUAGAAGACUUCAAUUUAGCAUCCAACAAUUUGAAGAUUUCCUAUUGGAUUUGGCAAGAAAUUUCAUCAAACAACUUUACCAUGAUGGAGCCAGAAAAUUUUCUUUCACAGGACUUCCUCCAAUGGGUUGUUUGCCACUUGAAAGAGCAACAAAUGUUAUGUCCAACUUUGAUUGUGUUGAUAAAUACAAUCUUGUGGCUUUGGAAUUCAACAACAAAUUGGAAGCUUUUGUUUCAGAUUUGAAUACUCAACUCCCUGGCCUCACCAUGAUUUUUUCAAAUCCUUAUCCCAUCUUUUAUCAAAUCAUCACCAACCCAUACUUAUUUGGGUAUGAAGAGGCUGGAAAGGCAUGCUGUGGAACAGGUACAUUUGAGAUGAGCUAUUUGUGCAAUGAUCAAGAGAAUUCAUUUACAUGUCCAGAUGCAAAUAAGUAUGUGUUUUGGGAUGCCUUUCAUCCUACUCAAAAAACCAACCAAAUUAUUGUCAACCAUUUGCUUCCAUCUCUUCUUUCCACUUUUAAUUAAUUCAUAUCAUUCUCUCUUCUUUUUCAAUGAUUCAUUUAUAAAAAUUAACAAUAUUAAUUCUAUUUUUCAA